AUGAGUGCAUCCAUCGUACAAACCAUGCAGUGGCAUACAUCGCACCCACACGUUCUCACAUACACAUACGUACAUGUGUAGAUAGCUAGGCCAUGACGGACUGAUCGCUUCACGGCUGUCUGUCUCUCUGCCCGCCUCUUUGCCUGCCUGCCUGUCCUUGAUGUAGUAGAGCUGCCGCCACCAUUCAUUCAUUCAUUCAUUGAUUUCUCGUGUCCUCCUCCUCUGUGUCCGUCCGUCCAUGUCUGUGUGUCUGGAUGACACUAUCUAUUGUACGUCGCGAUUUUUCUGAUCUGAUCUGAUCGGAUCGGUCGGUUCCCUUUUUCCCGCCCGUUGUUUGUUUCUUUCCGCCACACACACAGUGGGCUGGCUGGGCAUUCAUUAUGAUAGGGCUGUGGACACAUCACAGGCAUGAUAAGGCUGCUGGAGAAAAGGGAGGAGAAAAGGGAGUGAGAGACUAUUCUAUUAGGUGCUGACGAUAAUCAAGCAAGCUCGGCACUACACUGACGCCCAUAUCCGCCAUAUCCUCCCCAGUUCACUAGUCCUUCCCAUCACACAGACGUCACGUCAGCUCGCCCCAUCCACCCACACAAUGCACUUUUUUUACACACACCCAACAGAGAGAGACGGAUAAGGGAAGGGACAGCCAAAAGUGGGAAGCACCUACCCUCACCCACCUUCGUAGCAACUAAGUCAGCUCUUUCUGGUACAUGAGCAUGUCUGCGACGGCCUGCCGCAGCGGGACGCGCAUGAGCCGGGCGGUAGAGGGCCGGCGGUCCAUGAAGGCAUCCGAUGGAUCACCCACUGGCGGCUCGGUCGUCAACACACAAACAGCCACUGCACGCAGCGAAACAGCACACGCCGAAAAGAUGGCUCAACCAGCACAGAGGUUCUGCCACCCGUCCCUCACCUAUGUUCGAGUCGGGACGGCUGCCGAGAGUGAUGUAUCCAUGAAAGGGGCCGUCGAAUGGCGUCAGCAGCAGAAGCCGAGUCUCUAUAUGGGGGUCGGUGUCGUCGAUGGAGGCCAUGACGGCGGUGCAUCCGUUGGGCGGCUGGUGGGGCGACUGGUUCAUGAGGCCGUCCAGCACACCGCCAUGAGCAUGCCUGAGGAGACCAACAUAGAGCAGAGGGAAGAGGCGGUCGUGGAUGGAUGGAUGGAUGUCUUGUCUGUCUGAGUGUGGUGUGUGGUGUGCCCUGCGUACCGGUCCACGUCAGCCAUUGCAGACGACCCUAUGCACAUGUUUGCGACUAGGGGAGUCAGGAUGACGACCAUGAUGAAUGACGACACGGAUGCAUCAGUGGACGGCUCGUUAUCGGCCGCCCAGCCGUCCCCCUCCCGGGUGAUUGUGGAUCUGACGGGCGGGUCGUCAUCGAUGAUGUGCAGGUGGUAUGGGUGGGUGGGGGGGAGGGGGGGGUUGACAUCCAGCUCGAAGCCCGGCUCGUCACGGAGGGCACGCACACCGCCGCCCGGCUGGUCGAACAGCUCGAAACGGCCGUAGCUGCCGCCGAAGUCGACGUGUCUGCCGACCAUCUUCCACAAUGCGAUCACACGCACAUCGGCCAAAUACGCCUACGUGGACGACACACACAGACCCAGACAGACAGACAGCCAGAUGAGUGCCACCCACCCCACCCCACGCUCAUCAUGCCCACCUGUUUGCUGUCGUGCCUCUGCAUAUCGUCGACCGACAGGUAGAUGGGCAGCUGACAGAAGCCCCUCUGCGCCGCCAACUUCAGCGCCUUGGCCACCUCGGUCCACUGCUGUGUGUCCACCAGCCAGAUGGCCUUGAGCAGCAGAGGGCGGUCCAGCUGAGCGUCGAAUGCGACGAUGCCGCCCAGCCCCUUGGCUGCCAGGCAGCGACCGAGUCGGGUGCGGAGGACGUACGGCGAGAAGUCGACUUCCCAGAGGAAGUGCGCGGUGACUCUGAGGCUGCCCACCUCCGACCGGCUGCACACACACCCAAGCACACACACACUGUCAGUUACCCCUCCACUUCCUCGUUCAUUCAUGUGCGUUUUGCAUACGUGUGGAAGGCAUCUCGGUUGUCUUUGUGGAGGAAGCUCAGCGUGUGGUCAUCGAUGGCGGCACUGUGGCGGUUCGCACUGUGGUGAUUACCCAUCUUCCCCCCCCUCACGCUUCUGGAGAAUGGACGGCCAUCAUGCGACCACGCUCAUGCCGCCUCCUGCUCUCCG
This is a messenger RNA of Vitrella brassicaformis, 2190 nucleotides long. The record is from the annotation of a GenBank genome assembly. NCBI's taxonomy places the organism in Eukaryota, Vitrellaceae.